AUGCAGGUCGUAAAAGGUCGCGUUAUGCCGCGCCCCUGCCAGAAGCGGCGCGCACGCGUUGCUGCACAACGAGGUGCAAACGCAAAGCCAGCACCUCCACCUCCGUUACCGAAGUCGAAAGCACAGCAGAAAAACAAUCAGAAACCUCAGCGUGGCCGCGGUCGCGGUCGUGGCCGAGGAGGCAACUUUGGGGGUCGCCCGACACGCGGACAAAGCAGCUACAAUGGCGCCGAAGAGUUUCGAUCGUUCGUUGACGCGCAGAGAAGCGGGAACCAGUUCGGGGCGCUGCACAACAAUGCCCGAGCGGGGGGAAGCAGUUCGUUUGAUGCCAUUGCGCUCGACGACUCGGACGACUCAGAGCUUGAAGAGGGCGAGCUCACUGACGACGAAUCUGAUAUGGAUGACUCCAUGAGCGACCUGGACACGGACAAUAGUGCAGACGACAUGAUGAUCAAUAUUGGAGAGGUUCGACCACAGAAGGGCAGACCACGGAGGGCCGAGGUCAUGUUCACUGCGCUGCAAGCAGUGUCCAUCUACCAUACUAUGCACCAGGCCGGGUUUCCCUUGGCCGCAAGGAAGAUGGGAAGAUUUGAUGCUAGUGGGCAGGUCGUAGAGGUCGAGGUUGAAGCCAUCUACACCAACAACCACCACCUUACGCAGAACUCGCACAUCAAGUUCACGGACGAAUCAAAGGCACAAGCUUCUUCCAGGAACGCCGGCGACCGCUCAACGAGAUCAUCAACCUAUGUCUCGGACUUCCCAAGAGGGCAGCGACCGGCUGCAAGCAAGACAACGAACGCUGCGCCACGACUACCAGAGCACGAUUUUGUGCGCGACUACGUCUUUGAUUGGGGGAGGUACAAGAACAGUCACAUUUCCGACGUGCCAGACAGCUAUUUACGCACUAUCGGUGGGCAGUCAUUCAUCUUCGACGGCAGGCACCCAGGCCUGAAGGAGGCGUUCGAUCACCACCGCCCAGAACUGCGACAAACGGCAACAAACCCACAGCCACCGGCACAAGUACCAGUCCAGGCUCCUCGCCGUACACGAGGUGGUCCUCUGAACGGUGCGUCCUCUUCUGAAAAGUACAAAUUUCCAAAGGGCGCGUUCAAGGGCAUGCGCCUCGACCAGGUAGACGAGAACUACAUCCGAACAAUUGAGGGAAUGUCCACUGUUGUCCACUCCUGGCCUGGUCUCAAGGAAGCAUUGGAAGACUUCAAUGAGAAGACCGGCCGUCAAGGGAAGGUGCAUCCUUGA
Messenger RNA from Ascochyta rabiei, 1257 nucleotides. RefSeq lists its product as uncharacterized. The record is from RefSeq and is a predicted model, not a curated record. The coding region runs from base 1 to 1257 and encodes 418 amino acids. The transcript has a single exon. NCBI's taxonomy places the organism in Eukaryota, Fungi, Ascomycota, Dothideomycetes, Pleosporales, Didymellaceae.